AUGGAUUCCAAUGGAGGAGCAGUCUACUGCACGCUUCUGUUGAGUGACAAUUAUCUUCCUGGUGCUAUGGUCCUUGCCCAUUCCCUACGCGACAAUGGCACAAAAGCGAGGUUGGUGGCGCUAUUUACGCCAGACACACUACAAUCGACCACCAUUGACGAGCUAAGGACUGUCUACGACGAGUUGAUCCCAGUGAGCUCAAUGGUAAACGACACGCCGGCGAAUCUCUGGCUCAUGGAUCGCCCAGACCUAAUUGCCACAUUCACCAAGAUCGAGCUCUGGCGCCUGACGCAAUAUCAGCGGGUCGUAUACAUUGAUUGUGAUGUCGUAGCUCUCCGAGCCCCCGACGAGCUAUUAUUACUGGAAGCAGACUUUGCUGCUGCGCCUGACGUUGGUUGGCCGGAUUGCUUUAAUAGUGGAAUGAUGGUCCUCCGACCUAAUCUACAGGACUAUUAUGCCCUAAGGGCACUCGCCCAACGAGGUAUCAGCUUCGAUGGCGCUGACCAGGGUCUGCUAAACAUGCAUUUCCGGGACUGGCAUAGGCUAAGCUUCACGUAUAACUGCACGCCAAGUGCUAAUUACCAGUACAUUCCUGCGUACAAGCAUUUUCAGAGUACCAUCAGUCUUAUUCAUUUCAUUGGUGCCCAGAAGCCGUGGAAUAUGCCGAGGCAGAUUGUCCCGCUGGAUUCCCCGUAUAAUCAGCUUCUAGGCCGGUGGUGGUCGGUCUAUGAUAGACACUAUCGUCUGGCAUUUGUACCCACCGCGCCAGUUGAGAUUGAAAAGACGGCGGUUGCCCAAGGCGAUCAAGUCCAUACCUCUCGCUCUGACCACAUCCCUCGUUCUGACACGCCUCGUUAUGACACUCCUCGUUAUGACACUCCUCGUUCUGACACUCCUCGUUAUGACACUCCUAGUUAUGACACUCCUCAUUAUGCCCAUUUUGAAACACAGCCGACGUCCGAACGGCAGACCUACCAUGUUGAAGAACCCACGAGCUUCCACGAGGAACCACACCAAGAGGAACCACACCAAGCACCGAAACCGCACCACGAACAUUCUGCCCCCGCUGAUGUACAUCACGCUGCCGUGCCUAUAUUGAGUAUGGUACCGCAAUAUGUCCGCGGAGAGGAGCAUGUUUCAACCUUUAUCCCACCAUUUUCUCUUGCGCCAAUCACUUUUGCGCCUCAACUGAGCCACGAAACAUAUGAGACACAGGUACAAACGCAGGCGCAGGCGCAGACGCAAAGCCAGACUCAGACUCAGACUCAGACCCAGACCCAGAUACACUACCCCGACGGCCAUAUCCACCAACCACAGCCGCUGGCCCCGGUCCAGCCUCCAAUUAUCGAGUAUCAAUCACCUCCAUCUCCGGUACCAGAGGUUUCGAUCUUUGAGGCACCGAGAUCCGAGUGGGAUCCCUCACGUGAGCCACCACCGGUCAACACGAAACCCGAAGGUUUUAGUUUACAACAGAAAACAUACAAUAUGUCUGAAGACACGCAUCUAUUCCAACCCCCGUCGUCCUACCCCGAGGCACCGAAAAAUAUGUGGUUUGAGAUUCCAGCCAAACCGGAGCCCAAACCUACCACUGUCUUCCCCUGGGAGAGCCAUGCUCCAAAACCCACUCGUGUCUUCGCCGAGGAGGCACCUGUGAGGAUCAUGGAAACUCCCGUGAUACCCGAGGAACCAGAACAACAUUCACUCCCAAGCGAGCCAGCUCUUCCCGGGCCCUCAUCUUCCUACACCCGGGUUCCGUUCGAACCCAGUGCCGAAUCAUGGCAAACAUACACCCGCUCCAACGCCUGGGAUGAGGACCCAGAGAUCCAGCGGUACAUCGAGACAAUUCAGGCACGGCGCACAAAAUCACAAGUGGCCAGUCCGGGAGCCCAUUCUAACAGUCCCGAGAAAUCACCCCCCACCCCAGGCUCCUGCCCCAGCACCAAGAUCACCGACUUCCCAACAGAAGUUGAGCGCCCCAGUCUGCCCGUAACGCCGGCCCCAAUCCACCGCACCAGUUAUGGGGAUGAGGCCUCCGGUACUGCCGCUCUCCCUGCUGCCGAGGGUGUGCCUAGCCAGGAGGAAUGGAAUCCCCUAGCUCAGCUCGAGGAGCUACAUCGUCGGCAUUCGGAGGUCUUGGAGCAUCCCGAGCUGCUAUUUAGUCGGCUUGCCGCUGCCUCAUACCGUGACCGUUGA
Molecule: messenger RNA, 2193 nt
Organism: Penicillium verrucosum
Lineage: Eukaryota; Fungi; Ascomycota; Eurotiomycetes; Eurotiales; Aspergillaceae
Exons: 7
Coding region: 1-2193 (730 amino acids)
Cellular component (GO): cytoplasm
Molecular function (GO): glycosyltransferase activity
Source: RefSeq, a predicted model, not a curated record